UCUCGCCCAGGCCGAACCAGAGGAAGAUGCACAGAGGCUGCCGCUGCUGCUGCUCCUGCUGCUGCUGCUGCAAAGGGACCACCUGGCCCAAGGAAGCCGCCGCCGCCGCCGCCGCCGCAGAUCUGGGGCAGAGGGGAUGUGGGGCUUGCCAACGCCCGGACUGGUGCACCUGGGGCAAGAUCAUGGGCACUAAAAGUGGAUUUACCUUGGGGAACCUCGUCUUUUUCUGGAUGGUCUCCUGCGUGAAAGGAUUUAUUUAUACAUGUGGUGGAACUUUAAAAGGACUUAAUGGUACAAUAGAAAGCCCUGGCUUCCCAUAUGGAUAUCCAAAUGGUGCAAACUGUACAUGGGUAAUAAUUGCAGAAGAAAGAAACAGAAUACAAAUAGUAUUUCAGUCUUUUGCUCUAGAAGAAGAAUAUGAUUAUUUAUCAUUAUAUGAUGGGCAUCCUCACCCUACGAACUUCAGGACAAGGUUAACGGGUUUUCAUCUUCCUCCACCUGUGACCAGUACAAAAUCUGUAUUUUCUCUACGAUUGACCAGUGACUUUGCUGUGAGCGCUCAUGGAUUUAAAGUAUAUUAUGAAGAAUUACAGAGCAGUUCUUGUGGAAAUCCUGGAGUUCCACCCAAAGGCAUCUUAUAUGGUGCAAGGUUUGAUGUUGGUGAUAAAAUCCGAUACAGCUGUGUGACAGGAUACAUCCUGGAUGGACACCCCCAGCUCACUUGUAUAGCCAACUCAGUCAACACAGCAUCCUGGGAUUUUCCAGUUCCUAUCUGCAGAGCAGAGGAUGCAUGUGGAGGGACCAUGAGGGGAUCCAGUGGCAUCGUCUCUAGCCCAAAUUUUCCCAACGAAUACCACAAUAAUGCAGACUGUACGUGGACCAUUGUGGCCGAGCCUGGAGACACCAUUUCACUCAUAUUUACAGAUUUUCAAAUGGAACAGAAAUACGAUUACUUGGAAAUAGAAGGAUCAGAACCACCCACAAUAUGGUUGUCUGGAAUGAAUAUACCUCCUCCAAUUAUCAGCAACAAAAACUGGAUCCGACUUCAUUUUGUAACAGACAGCAACCACCGAUAUCGUGGAUUUAGUGCUCCCUAUCAAGUGAAAAAGGCCAUAGAUUUUAAAUCUAGAGGAUUUAAAUUGUUUCCAGGGAAAGACAACAGCAACAAGUUUUCUAUCUUAAAUGAAGGCGGUAUUAAGCAGGCAUCCAACUUGUGUCCUGAUCCUGGAGAACCUGAGAAUGGAAAACGGAUAGGCUCAGAUUUUAGCCUGGACUCAACAGUACAGUUUUCUUGUGAUGAAGACUAUGUACUACAAGGUGCAAAGAGUAUCACCUGUCAGAGAAUAGCAGAAGUUUUUGCUGCAUGGAGUGAUCAUAGGCCAGUGUGCAAAGUAAAGACUUGUGGAUCUAAUCUUCAGGGACCUGGUGGAACUUUUACAUCCCCAAACUUCCCAUUUCAGUAUGACAGUAAUGCUCAGUGUGUUUGGGUCAUCACAGCUAUCAAUCCAAAUAAGGUUAUACAGAUUAAUUUUGAAGAAUUUGAUCUGGAGAUUGGCUAUGACACCCUGACCAUUGGUGAUGGAGGAGAAGUGGGUGAUCCCAGAACUGUCCUUCAAGUAUUAACAGGAAGCUUCGUGCCAGAUUUAAUUGUCAGCAUGAACCAUCAGAUGUGGCUGCAUCUUCAAACAGAUGAAAGUGUGGGUUCAAUUGGCUUCAAAGUCAACUACAAAGAGAUCGAAAAAGAAAGCUGUGGGGAUCCUGGAACUCCAUUAUACGGCAUUAGAGAAGGGGAUGGAUUUUCCAAUCAUGAUGUGUUAAGGUUUGAGUGUCAAUUUGGGUUUGAACUGAUUGGAGAAAAAUCCAUUGUUUGCCAGGAGAACAACCAGUGGUCAGCAAACAUUCCAAUUUGCAUUUUUCCUUGCCUUUCUAAUUUCACGGCACCAAUGGGGACUGUUCUUUCUCCAGACUACCCAGAGGGAUAUGGAAAUAAUUUGAAUUGCAUCUGGACAAUCAUUUCAGACCCAGGAAGUCGAAUCCAUCUCUCGUUUAAUGACUUCGACUUGGAGUCCCAGUUUGACUUCCUUGCAAUUAAGGAUGGUGACUCUGUAGAUUCUCCAAUUCUUGGCACUUUCACCGGAGCUGAAGUGCCAUCCCAUCUGACUAGUAACAGUCAUAUUUUACGUCUGGAAUUUCAGGCUGACCACUCAAUGUCAGGACGUGGAUUUAAUAUCACAUAUAACACCUUUGGACAUAAUGAGUGUCCUGAUCCUGGCAUACCAAUCAAUGCACGGCGCUUUGGUGACAACUUUCAAUUGGGUAGUUCAAUCUCUGUCAUUUGUGAAGAAGGUUUUAUUAAAACCCAAGGAACUGAAACCAUCACUUGUGUAUUGAUGGACGGGAAGGUUAUGUGGAGUGGACCCAUCCCUAAGUGUGGAGCUCCCUGUGGUGGGCAUUUCUCUUCUCCCAGUGGAGUCAUCCUUUCUCCAGGCUGGCCUGGGUAUUAUAAAGACUCCUUGAAUUGUGAGUGGGUGAUUGAAGCUGAACCAGGACACUCUAUCAAAAUUACAUUUGAAAGAUUCCAGACAGAACUGAAUUAUGAUGUUCUAGAAGUGCAUGAUGGACCCAACCUUUUGUCACCUCUUCUAGGAUCUUACAAUGGCACACAAGUCCCCCAGUUUUUGUUCAGUAGCAGCAAUUUCAUUUAUCUUCUCUUUACAACAGACAAUAGCCGCUCUAAUAACGGAUUCAAGAUCCACUAUGAAAGUGUAACAGUUAACACCUACUCUUGUCUGGAUCCUGGCAUACCUGUUCAUGGUCGUCGUUAUGGGCAUGACUUUUCCAUUGGGUCAACAGUAUCAUUUGGAUGUGACCCGGGUUACAGACUGAACCACGAAGAGCCUCUGCUGUGUGAAAAGAAUCAUUGGUGGAGCCACCCACUUCCCACUUGUGAUGCUUUGUGUGGAGGAGAUGUCAGAGGACCAAGUGGAACUAUUUUGUCUCCAGGAUACCCUGAACUCUAUCCAAAUUCACUGAAUUGUACAUGGACUGUGGAUGUUACCCAUGGGAAAGGAGUGCAGUUCACCUUUCACACCUUUCAUUUGGAAGAUCAUCACGAUUACUUACUAAUCACAGAGAAUCGCAGCUUUACGCGGCCACUGGCACGCCUGACUGGUUCAGAACUUCCGUCAGCAAUCAACGCUGGUCUCUAUGGAAAUUUCAGGGCUCAGUUGCGCUUCAUUUCUGACUUUUCAAUAUCAUAUGAAGGAUUUAACAUUACUUUCUCUGAAUAUAACCUUGAACCCUGUGAGGAUCCCGGGACUCCACAAUUUGGAAGCAGAAUAGGGUUCAGCUUUGGAGUAGGCGACACUUUAACAUUCUCCUGUUCAUCUGGAUAUCGUUUAGAGGGAGUUUCAGAGGUUAUCUGUCUUGGUGGUGGCCGACGUGUGUGGAGUGCACCUCUGCCCAGGUGUGUGGCUGAAUGUGGAGCAUCUGCUACAAAUAAUGAAGGCAUUUUGCUGUCCCCCAAUUACCCUCUCAACUAUGAAAACAACCAUGAAUGUAUUUACAGCAUUCAAGUACAAGCUGGAAAGGGAAUCAAUAUAUCUGCCCGAACAUUUCAUUUAGCUCAAGGUGAUGUUCUUAAGAUAUAUGACGGGAGGGACAAUACAGCACACUUGCUGGGGGCAUUCACUGGAGCUGCCCUGAGAGGGCUGACGCUGAGUAGCACUUCAAAUCAUCUUUGGCUUGAAUUUAAUUCGGAUUCUGAAGCGACGGAUGAAGGUUUCCAACUUGUGUAUACCAGUUUCGAGCUUUCACAUUGUGAGGAUCCAGGCGUGCCACAAUUUGGAUACAAGAUAAGCGACCAGGGUCACUUUGCUGGUAGCACCAUCAUUUAUGGAUGUAAUCCAGGUUAUACACUCCAUGGAAGUAGUCUGCUUAAGUGCAUGACGGGAGAAAGAAGGGCAUGGGAUUAUCCUCUGCCAUCUUGUAUCGCUGAAUGUGGAGGUCGGUUUAAAGGCGAAUCCUCUGGAAGGAUCUUAUCUCCAGGCUAUCCAUUUCCUUAUGACAAUAAUCUCCGAUGCAUGUGGAUGAUUGAAGUUGAUCCAGGAAAUAUUGUCAGCCUCCAGUUUCUUGCGUUUGACACUGAAGCAUCUCAUGAUAUACUCCAUGUUUGGGAUGGCCCUCCUGAAAAUGAUAUGUUACUAAAAGAAAUCAGUGGUUCUCUUAUUCCAGAAGGCAUCCACAGCACUCUCAACAUAGUAACAAUCCAAUUUGACACGGACUUCUAUAUCAGCAAAUCAGGAUUUGCCAUUCAGUUUUCAAGUUCUGUAGCAACAGCUUGCCGUGAUCCUGGUGUCCCCAUGAACGGAACCAGAAAUGGGGAUGGAAGAGAGCCUGGAGACACAGUCAUUUUUCAGUGUGACCCUGGCUAUGAGUUGCAAGGAAAUGAGAGAAUAACCUGCAUUCAGGUAGAAAAUCGGUACUUCUGGCAGCCCAACCCACCAGUCUGUAUAGCACCUUGUGGAGGCAAUUUGACAGGAUCAUCAGGUUUUAUUCUUUCACCAAAUUUCCCUCAUCCUUAUCCCCAUAGCAGAGACUGUGACUGGACUAUCACUGUUAAUAAUGACUAUGUAAUAUCAUUAGCAUUUAUCAGCUUCAGUAUAGAACCAAACUAUGAUUUUCUCUACAUCUACGAUGGGCCGGACAGCAACAGUCCUCUAAUUGGAAGCUUUCAAGACAGCAAGUUACCAGAGAGGAUAGAAAGCAGUUCAAACUCCAUGCAUUUGGCUUUUCGAAGUGAUGGAUCUGUUAGUUUUACUGGUUUCCACUUGGAAUAUAAAGCCAAACUCCGUGAGUCCUGCUUUGAUCCUGGAAAUAUAAUGAAUGGCACAAGACUUGGAAUGGAUUAUAAACUGGGAUCGACAGUCACAUAUUAUUGUGAUGCAGGUUAUGUUCUUCAAGGUUAUUCUACUCUCACUUGCAUCAUGGGAGAUGAUGGGAGACCUGGAUGGAACAGAGCUUUACCUAGCUUCUCUGCCCCCUGUGGUGGCACCUAUGCCAGUAGGGAGGGCAAUCUGAUAAGACCAGACUACCCUAGGCAAUAUAGGUCAGGUCAGGAAUGUACUUCCACUGCUGCUGUCCCUAAGGAGUUUGUGGUAUUUGGCCAGUUUGUAUUUUUCCAGACAUCACUUCAUGACGUGGUUGAGGUAUAUGAUGGCCCGACUCAACAGUCAUCUUUAUUAUCUUCUCUCUCAGGAUCACACUCAGGAGAAUCCCUUCCCUUGAGCUCAGGUAACCAGAUUACCAUUCGAUUUACUUCAGUCGGACCUGUAACAGCUAAAGGAUUUCACUUUGUAUAUCAAGCUGUUCCAAGGACAAGUGCAACACAGUGCAGUUCAGUGCCUGAACCAAGAUUUGGGAAAAGGAUUGGAAAUGAAUUUGCAGUUGGUUCGCUGGUUCUUUUUGAAUGCAAUCCAGGCUAUAUACUCUAUGGAUCGAUAGCAAUUAGAUGUGACACUGUGCCCAAUGCCCUAGCACAGUGGAAUGAUUCCCUUCCUACAUGUGUAGUGCCCUGUGGAGGAAUUUUAACUAAGCGCAAAGGUACAAUUUUGUCCCCUGGUUACCCUGAACCAUAUGAUAACAACCUGAACUGUGUAUGGAAGAUCACAGUGCCAGAAGGAGCUGGAAUCCAAGUACAAGUUAUAAGUUUCGCAACAGAGCAUAACUGGGACUCUUUGGAUUUUUAUGAUGGCGCUGACAAUAAUGCUCCACGCCUUGGAAGCUACUCAGGAACAACAAUUCCUCCACUUCUCAACAGUACAUCCAAUAAUUUGUACUUAAACUUUCAAUCGGAUAUUAGUGUGUCGGCUGCUGGCUUUCACCUGGAAUAUACAGCUAUAGGUUUGGACUCUUGUCCUGAACCACAGACCCCAAACAGUGGCAUUAAAAUAGGAGACAGGUACAUGGUUGGAGAUGUGGUUUCCUUCCAGUGUGAUCAAGGCUAUUCUCUCCAGGGACAUUCACAUAUCACCUGUAUGCCUGGACCUGUGAGAAGAUGGAAUUACCCCAUUCCUAUUUGCUUAGCACAGUGUGGUGGUUCUAUGUCAGACUUCAGUGGAGUGAUUCUUAGCCCAGGCUUUCCUGGAAAUUAUCCUAGUAGUUUGGACUGCACAUGGACAAUCAUGUUGCCUAUCGGCUUUGGUGUGCACUUGCAGUUUGCAAAUUUCUCAACAGAGACAAUACAUGAUUAUUUGGAAGUCAGAAGUGGAUCAACAGAUACUAGUACUGUUAUUGGGAGACUCAGUGGCCCGCAGUUACCAGCUUCUCUUUUUAGUACAACCCAUGAGACUAACUUAUAUUUUCAUAGUGACUAUUCUCAGAACAAACAGGGGUUUCAUAUUGUGUACCAAGCAUAUCAAUUGCAGAGUUGUCCUGACCCACGUCCAUUUCGCAGUGGUUUUGUCAUUGGAACGGAUUUUACUGUAGGACAAACUGUUUCAUUUGAAUGUUUCCCUGGAUACACUUUAAUUGGGAACUCAGCACUUACUUGCCUUCAUGGGAUCAGUCGGAACUGGAACCAUCCUCUUCCAAGGUGUGAAGCUCUUUGUGGAGGAAAUAUAACUUCAAUGAAUGGCACCAUAUACUCUCCAGGGUAUCCUGAUGAGUAUCCCAACUUCCAGGACUGUUUUUGGCUUGUAAGAGUACCACCGGGAAAUGGAAUCUAUAUCAACUUCACUGUUCUUCAGACAGAGCCAAUAUAUGAUUUUAUAACUGUCUGGGAUGGGCCUGACCAAAGUUCUCCACAGAUUGGACAGUUUAGUGGUAACACUGCUUUGGAGUCGGUCUACAGCACUUCAAAUCAAAUACUUAUCAAGUUUCACAGUGACUUCACAACAAGUGGCUUCUUUGUGCUCAGUUAUCAUGCAUACCAACUUCGAGUGUGUCAGCCUCCACCUGCUAUACCAAAUGCUGAAAUUCUGACUGAGGACGAAGAAUUUGAAAUAGGGGACAUAAUAAGGUAUCAGUGUCUACCGGGGUUUACAUUAGUUGGUAACGAGAUUCUGACAUGUAGACUGGGAGAAAGGCUACAGAUGGAUGGAGCACCGCCUGCUUGCCAAGUACUCUGUCCCGCAAAUGAACUGCGCCUGGAUUCAACAGGAGUGAUUCUGAGCCCUGGCUUCCCAGAUAGCUACCCAAACCUCCAAAUGUGUGCAUGGACCAUUACUGUGGAAAAGGGCUAUAAUAUUAGCCUUUACUUUGAAUUCUUUCAAACGGAAAAGGAAUUUGAUAUACUUGAGGUGUAUGAUGGACCAAAUAGUCACAGUCCACUGCUAAUCUCCCUAAGCGGAGAUUAUUCUUCAUCGCUAAACGUCACCAGCAGUAACCACGAAGUUUUUCUCCGAUGGUCAGCAGAUCAUGGUACCAAUAAAAAAGGUUUCAGGAUACGAUAUAUAGCUCUGUACUGCAGCACUCCAGAGUCACCUCCUCAUGGGUUCAUUGUCAGUCAGUCAGGCGGGCAGCUCAACAGUGUGGUUCGAUGGGCCUGUGACCGAGGAUAUCGGCUGGUCGGGAAGAGUACUGCUGUUUGUAGGAAAUCUCCCCAUGGAUAUCAUGCAUGGGAUGUACCUGUCCCAGCCUGUCAAGCUGUAUCUUGUGGGAUUCCAAAAGCACCAACAAAUGGUGGGAUAUUGACAACGGACUAUUUAGUAGGCACCAGAGUUACUUAUUUUUGCAAUGAUGGGUAUAGGCUGUCGUCCAAGGAACUUACAACUGCUGCCUGCCAGCCAGAUGGUACAUGGAGCAACCACAACAAAACACCUCGUUGUGUAGUUGUCACAUGCCCAAGCAUCAAUUCAUUCACCUUGGAACAUGGGAGAUGGCGAAUAGUGAAUGGCUCUCACUAUGAAUACAAAACAAAAGUUGUUUUCAGCUGUGACCCUGGGUACCAUGGAUUGGGACCAGAAUCCAUUGAAUGCCUUGCCAACGGAACGUGGAGUUGGAGAAAUGAGAGACCAUACUGCCAGAUCAUUUCAUGUGGAGAACUUCCUCUGCCUCCAAAUGGGAAUAAAAUUGGAACACAAAUCACAUAUGGAUCUACAGCAAUCUUUACCUGUGACUUAGGAUUCAUGCUGGUAGGCUCAGCUGUAAGGGAGUGUCUCUCAUCCGGACUAUGGAGUGGAACUGAAACCAGGUGUUUAGCGGGCCAUUGUGGUAUUCCAGAUCUCAUAGUCAAUGGUCAAGUAAUUGGAGAAAAUUAUGGGUAUAGAGACACUGUUGUAUACCAGUGCAAUCCCGGCUUCCGAUUGAUUGGUUCAUCUGUCCGAAUCUGCCAGCAAGAUCACAACUGGUCUGGUCAGCUUCCAUCCUGUGUGCCUGUUAGCUGCGGUCAUCCUGGUAGUCCAAUUUAUGGACGAACGAGUGGGAAUGGCUUCAAUUUCAAUGAUGUCGUGACAUUCUCUUGCAACACUGGCUACGUCAUGCAAGGACCAACAAAAGCCCAGUGUCAAGCAAAUAGGCAAUGGAGCCAUCCACCACCAAUUUGUAAAGUGGUCAACUGUUCUGAUCCAGGAAUCCCGGCAAAUUCUAUUCGAGAAAGUAAAAUUGAGCACGGAAAUUUUACCUAUGGUACUGUUGUUUUUUAUGACUGCAAUCCUGGGUAUUUUUUAUUUGGUUCUUCGGUUUUAGUCUGCCAGCCAAAUGGUCACUGGGAUAAACCUCUGCCGGAAUGCAUUAUGAUUGAUUGUGGUCAUCCUGGCAUUCCUCCCAAUGUGAUUCUGUCUGGCGAAAAAUAUACAUUUGGUUCCACUGUUCGUUACUCCUGUACGGGAAGACGCUCACUAAUAGGACAACCAACUCGGACGUGCCAGUUAAAUGGACACUGGAGUGGAUCUAUGCCCCAUUGCUCAGGUGAUAAUGCAGGAUCUUGUGGGGAUCCAGGAAUCCCAGGUCAUGGUUCAAGAGAAGUAAGCAAUUUUAGAAUUAAAAGCACUGCACAGUUCUCUUGUGAGCUUGGUUACAUCCUUCAUGGAUCAGAGGAAAGGACAUGCCUAGCAAAUGGAAGUUGGACAGGAAGACAACCAGAAUGUAAAGCUGUGCAGUGUGGCAACCCUGGAACCACUGCCAAUGGGAAGGUUUUUCGGAUAGAUGGCGUAACGUUCGCUAGUUCUGUAAUCUAUUCCUGCAUGGAAGGCUAUAUUCUGACUGGAUCUUCUGUGAGACAGUGUACUGCCAAUGGAACAUGGUCUGGCUCCUUGCCCAAUUGCACAAUAAUCAGUUGUGGAGACCCAGGUAUCCCAGCCAAUGGACUGAGAUAUGGCAAUGAUUUUGUUGUGGAACAAAAUGUUACGUAUAUGUGCCAACCAGGGUACACAAUGGAAUCCAACAGCUCUAGUUCUCGGACUUGCACCACUAAUGGCACUUGGAGUGGAAUGCUCCCUGCAUGUAAAGCUGUUACCUGUCCAAAUCCACCCCAAAUCUCUAAUGGAAGACAGGAAGGAACCAAUUUUGACUGGGGCUUUAGCAUCAGCUAUGUCUGCUCACCUGGCUAUGAGCUGUCUUUUCCUGCUGUUUUGACCUGUGUUGGUAAUGGAACAUGGAGUGGAGAAGUACCUCAGUGUUUACCAAAGUUUUGUGGCGACCCAGGAGUACCUGCACAAGGCAAAAGGGAAGGCAAGAGCUUCAUAUACCAGUCAGAAGUCUCUUUCAACUGUAAUCUUCCGUUCGUGUUGGUUGGGUCUAGUACUCGGAUAUGUCAAGCGGAUGGUACAUGGAGUGGGUCAUCUCCCCGUUGCAUAGAACCAAGCCGCACAGCAUGUGAAAACCCUGGAGUGCCACGCCAUGGAUCACAAAAUAAUACAUUUGGUUAUCAGGUAGGAAACAUUGUACAGUUUCAAUGUAAGAAAGGAUACCUCCUUCAAGGUUCCACAACUCGCACUUGCCUUCCUGAUCUUAUGUGGAGUGGGAUUCAGCCAGAAUGUAUACCUCACAGCUGUAAACAGCCAGAAUCUCCAGCUCAUGUGAAUGUCGAAGGAAUGGAUCUUCCCUCUCUUGGCUAUACCCUGAUAUAUACCUGCCAACCAGGGUAUUUCUUAGCAGGAGGCUCAGAACACAGAGUCUGCAGAUCUGAUGGAACUUGGACAGGGAAGGUUCCUGUUUGUGAAGCUGGUUCCAAAAUAUUGGUGAAAGAUCCUAGGCCAGCUUUGGGAACACCCAGUCCCAAAUUAAAUGUUCCUGAUGAUGUGUUUGCCCAGAAUUACAUAUGGAAAGGCUCCUACAAUUACAAAGGCCGAAAACAGCCCAUGACCUUGACAGUUACAAGUUUCAAUGCCACGUCAGGAAGAGUGAAUGCGACGCUUACCAACAGCAAUAUGGAGCUGCUACUUUCAGGGGUAUAUAAAAGCCAAGAAGCCCGUUUAAUGCUCCAUAUAUAUCUCAUUAAAGCACCAUCCCAUACUUUGCUGAACAAACUGAAGGAGGAGAAAUGGGCAAUGGACGGUUUUGUUUCAGCUGAACCCGAUGGUGCUACCUAUGUUUUUCAAGGAUUUAUCCAGGGUAAAGAUUAUGGGCAAUUUGGACUUCAAAGAUUAGGACUUAACAUGUCUGAAGGUUCAAAUUCUUCAAACCAACCACAUGGUACAAACAGCAGUUCUGUGGCCAUUGCUAUUCUUGUGCCUUUCUUUGCCCUUAUAUUAGCAGGAUUUGGGUUUUACCUUUAUAAACAAAGAACUGCCCCUAAAACGCAGUACACGGGAUGUUCUGUACAUGAAAAUAACAAUGGGCAAGCUGCUUUUGAAAACCCCAUGUAUGACACCAACGCAAAGUCUGUCGAAGGGAAGGCUGUACGGUUCGAUCCCAACUUGAACACAGUCUGCACAAUGGUAUAACGUGGUGACGGCUCGACUUCGGUGAUCUGAAAAUUGAAACCACACAGUGCGCGCCAAGUUCACUGGUUUUAAACAAAAGUUAUAUAUUAAAGCACACUUUUCAGGAUUCCCUGGGUCACCUGCUCCCGAGGAUGAGAGAGACAAGAGUGGAUUUCUUUUCUUUUUCAUAAACUGGAAAAAAAAUUGCUUCAUGGCUACUGUGGAGUAUUUUACAGAAAGAAAAAAUCUGCUGCACUCUAUGAGUGCUUACUCACAGUUUAUUUGCUUUUUUAAAAAAAGGAGAUUAUUCUAAAAAAAGAAAAAUUAAAUAAAUAAAAAUAAAACAUAUUUGCAUAUAUUGGAGGAGCAUCCACUAUCAGUACUUUUGUGGUUUAUAAGCUGUGCUAGAGGGACUGGGCUUAGAAGAACGGAACAAAAGAUAUACGGUAGAAAUUAAGAAUUCUAUUUACAGGAGACAGUGUCAUUGACUUCUCUGUUAACUGCCACACACUGCAUCGUUUCCUCAGCAGUUAGAAUUUGGUCCUGUUAUCUAAAAUAUACCUUUUUUAAAGGACUUUAUUCGCCACACCCCUGAUUGUACCUAUGAAUUUCUAAGAUUAUGCCACGGCCAUUAAUAGGUGUAAGCUUUCGAGUACAACCUAUUAUUUCUGUGCCGCAGUGGAAUAAUUAAGUAUCAGCUUCUUGGGGUCUUUUAUUUCACAAGUUUAAUUCCGUACUCAUUUUUGUUUCUGCCUUCAUUGUUUUCUUUAGACUAACCACUUCUGCAUUUGGCUACGUGGGUAGCUCCAUUAUUCCCCCACUUCUUUCCAUUCCUUGUUACUAUUACUGACUGCUGCCAAUCUGAAAACCGUUGAAAAACAGGUGGGACACGCCCUGUUUAUUAGUCAUUCCAGUUUUGUAAUUAUGUAGCAGUCUACUAGGAAAGUAUCCUUUUCAUACUUCCUCCUUUCUCCCUGGCUCACUACCCAGUUCAUGAAAGAAGGAAAAGCCCACUUUAAAGAAACACUAGAAUCUGAAUUUCAGAUUUUGCAUUCCCAUUCCUUUGGUCAGCCUCUGCUUUCAUGCAGUCCCCAUGGUACAAAUGCCAGGAAAACUGCAAUCAGUAACAGGCAAAUCACAAAUGUCUUGCAGGAACCCAUGCUCAGAUUUGUGUAGAGAGCUUUCCUACCUACCAGGUCUCUCUUAGUUUGUUGCAAUGUAGGGAGUAAUCAGAGGUACAGCUGUGUCCCGUCCCCCCACCCAGCUGAAGUGAAAAGACAAAUUUACAGGAAUUCCAUGUGGAUUACAGUUUCCUUGGGCACAGAUUUAGAGCAGUAAUCUAUAGGGUUUUUUUAAAAAGUGUAUUAGCAAACUUAAGAGGAUGCUCUGAAGAUCUGGGACAGAUAGGAUGACAAGGUGUUUAAACCUUUCCUCUCCUGACUCUUCCUCCGUUUGAAACAGGGCUCAAAAGCUGCAGUUGUUUUGCAUGGUAGAAAACAUAGGUUCAGGCAUUUGUACCUGGAUUUUCUACUGCGUAGCUAUGGCCCUAUCUGCACAAAUCCCCUUCAACAUUUCUAAAACAUUUUCAAUCCCCCCCCCCCUUUAUAACAAUAUAUGUCUGCACUUGCCCCCUCAAUAUGAUUCCUGGCCACCAUUAUGUGAUGUUUUCCCCCCUUUUUAAAAAUGAGUUCUGUGUUCAAUGCUUCACAGCCUUGGUGCUGUAUUGUAUACUCUUCAUAUACUUGAUGCUUCAAAGAUUCCCCCCCCCAAAAAAAAAUAAAAAAUAAAAGAACAAA
Molecule: messenger RNA, 12658 nt
Organism: Sphaerodactylus townsendi
Lineage: Eukaryota; Metazoa; Chordata; Lepidosauria; Squamata; Sphaerodactylidae
Gene: CSMD3
Product: CUB and Sushi multiple domains 3
Exons: 73
Coding region: 27-10883 (3618 amino acids)
Biological process (GO): regulation of dendrite development
Source: RefSeq, a predicted model, not a curated record